Messenger RNA from Podarcis muralis (Common wall lizard), 2348 nucleotides. RefSeq lists its product as uncharacterized. Lineage: Eukaryota; Metazoa; Chordata; Lepidosauria; Squamata; Lacertidae. The record is from RefSeq and is a predicted model, not a curated record.
CUGGUAAAUGUGGCCAUUAUGUUGCCAGUGGUCAACAAAAUCCAUUUUUUAAGAGCAUAGAAGCCAAGCACUGGCUAAGAGUCAGUGUUCUUCCUUUCUAAGACUUUUAUUUUUCUACUUUUUAUUUUGGGGAAUGAGUGAAGAGAGGGUUGUAAGUUGUGCAGAUGCUAUAGAAGAAGAUGCAAAUGCUGCUGGAGAAGAGCACCCUUCUAGGUGUUUCCAAGCCUCAGCCUUAUGUUGCUGCAUCCCUAGAAGGCGGUUGUACUUGCCAGGGAGGAGACCCAAGGACAGAAAGAAGAAAAACGAGAAAAAGAAUUAUCCUGAAGAUCUAUCCUGUGAUGUCACCAUUUUUGAGCAAAGAGAUCAGAACAUGGGCCAAGACUAUUGGAAGAUGACACCUGCAGGUGACUUGGGUGUACAAACAGAGGCUAUCAAGCCAGCUUUGGCAGUAUGUACCCAGCCCUAUGACAGAAAAAUUCAAGAUCCCCAUAUACCUAUGCCUUUAAGUGAUAUAUUUUUGGAAGAAAAGCAAGGAGAAUGUGAUGAAAAAACAAGUGCAAAUACUUUCCAAACGCCACAACAAAAGGAGGGAUCAGAUAAUAUGAGUGUGUUAUCUUUGGAAAAGGUAAAGAAAAAGGUAGUGGGUGCAAAAUUAGAGGGUGAUCCCUCUGAAGAAGGGAAGGAGUAUCUAAUUAUGGCAGCUGAAGAAAGCAGACAACAUAGAAAAUCUGAAUUGCUGAGUGCAGUGCUCCAAGAAGUAACCGAUGAAAAGGAACAACAAAAAGAAAGAGGUCAUACAGGGAUUAUAUUGGAAGGUUUGCCCUGUAAGAAGGACCAGAAGCGGAGUCACCAAGAUGUGCCAUUUCAGGAGCUGCAGCAGACUAGAGAACUAGAACCAAACAGUACAUUGACUGCCAGUGAAAACAAAACUCAAGAGGAACAAAACACAAGUAUUGAUUCCAAGGGCACAACUUCUUUGCAGGAACUGUUCAACCAACCAGCUGUACCAUGCAAUGAGAAACAGCAGGUUGGGAGGCAACAACAACAUGGUAUGGGUAUCACCCAUAACAUGGAGAAACCAGUGUUCUGGAGUCAAAUAAAUCCUGUAUCUAAAGGAGAUGUUCACAAGGAGGAGCAGGCUUACAAAGCUAACCAGGAGGUACAGCAGCCUGUGGAACAAAAAUACCCAGAUAUUUUGUCUACCAUGUGUGGAAAUGAUGAACAAGAACAGCCAGAAGUACAACAGCUUUUAGAUUUUGUAAGAGAAACCUCCUCCAAUGAGAUAAACUUGUUUGACCAAGAAGACCAACUGCCUAUUUUACCCAAAGCUAUGAGCUUUCCAUUGGAGGACACAACCUGUGAGAAGGAACAGGAAGACACACAAGCUUUCAGAAGCUCAACAUUAGAGAGCUUUCUCAGCAUGUCAGAAGAUCAUCAGUAUGUUCCCCACCAGAUGGAUCUACAAGCUGUUGCAAAAGAAAACAUAACCACAUUGCCCCUGGGUGUAGCUUGCACAAUGGAUCUGCAAAAACUAGCAUAUAUAAACAGUUUGCCUCAGGAUGUUGUUCCUCAUGUUGCAAAGCAAAAACACUCAGAUGCACAGCAGCUUCUUUUACUGGAACAAAUUAGCACACACCAUGAUGAAAAGGAAAUGCAAGAAGGUCUAGAUUAUGCACAUUCCGGAUGUAAGGGCACUGCCUAUACUGAAGAACAGGAGAAGCAAAAGCUCAAUGCAUCAGAACAUACUCCUACACUUCCUGACAACCUAAGCUAUGAGAAAGAACAGCAAAGAAAAUUGGACUGUGGGGAUUCUGGGUCUGAGGGCACCUAUGACAAGGAGGACCAGGACCAUCAGGGUACUCUUUACUUAGAAGUGCAACGGCCUCUAGGACUUGCAAAGCUGAGCUCUUUGCCUCUGAGUGGGACCUCUGAAGAACUGUGUGUAAGAAAGGACAACCUAUACACUGGCAUUCUUGAAAUACCCUCCCUGAAUGAAGAGCAAGAAGCUGAGGACGAUGAGAGCAAGGUGCAUAUGCUUGCUUCCUGUAAAGACAACGCAACAGCGCAGGAACAAGAAGAACAACCACUUCCUAUGCUCCCACAGGCAGGAUGCAACACAGAAGGGGAGCAACUGGAGACGUGGCAUAUCCAGAAGACAACAUCCAUACCGUAUGAGGAGCAGCAGGAAAGGGAACAACUGAACCUGGGCAUGACCUGUGAGGAGCAUCAGAAGAAGGGAAAAUGGGGUCUGUCAAGCACCACAUUCCCUUCUACUACUAAGGAGGAUGAGGGGCAUAUGUAAGGUGAUCAUUUCCUUCAUUUGAGGCAAAAUCCUCAAAAUUACCACU